AUAUAUAUAUGUAUGUAUGUAUAAAGGAAUGAUAAACGGAUAUGAGAAAAAAAGAAAGGAAAAGAAAGGAAAAAAGAAAAAGUAAAGAAAAAAUAAACGCGUUGAAAAAAAGGGAAGAGCGAAAGACGGAGGGAGGGAAGAUCGAUACAGGGUGUCCAUCCUAAUAACUAUAUUAAAAAAAAGAAAAAAAAAAAAAGAGAAAAAAGAAUAAAAAAAACUUAUUAAAAAAGCGAUAUGAUUCUUAGAAACGAACAAACUUUUCAUUAGGGGGGAGGGGGGAAGUUAGUGAGAGAGGAUGUGCGAAAUACCGAGAACAAAAUCACAAAUAAAAUGAAAAGAAAAUCGAGAGCUGGGUGGGGACGGGGAAAGAAAAUAAAAAAAGAUAAAGAGAAACAAUAAAAAAGAAAAACUCGAAAAAAAAUUAAAAAGUAUAUAUAUAUAUAUAUUAUAUAUAAAAAAAGCGCACAAACUCGGCAUUAUUACUCUUUGUAGUGAUCUAGAAUGUAGGUAGACGUUGGGAGGGAUUUUUUCUUUUCUUUUCUCUUAUUUUUUUCAUUGCUUUUUCUUUUUUUCUUUUAUCUUUUCUCUUUUUUGCGAGAGCAUCGGAUUGAUCAAUCGGGAGGGGAGAAUAAACGAAAAGCGAGAGAAGAAAUGUAGGGGCUCGAUAAAAAUGUGGAUUUCACACGACGUUUUUAGUUUUUCUUUCUUUUCUUUUUUCUUCCCUCCCUUAUCUUUUAUUUCCUUUAUGUAAAAUAAUUAAAUUCAUCUUGCGCGCGAAGAAUACGUGUGAGUAAUUAUUCAUAACUUUGUAUGCGUGUGUAUUGAAAGAGAUAGAGAGAGAGAGAGAUAGAGAGAGAGAGAGAGAGAAGAAAAAUAAAAAAUAAAAGAAAAAGAAGAAGAAUAGAAGAUGUCUUCUCUCGUUAAAACGAUAAUCUUCGUAUUCUGCGUCACGGGUUCGAUCGUGACGGGUUUGAAUUUACGUGGCAGCAAAUGCGGUCAGAAAUUUUGUACGAGUGUGGAAUAUUGCAGUCGAUUCGAUACGCAAUGUAAGCCUUGCUCCACGAUUUGCGAUCCUGACGAUCACAAUCAUCAACCGGAGGACUGUUUAAAAGAUUGUCAAGGAUAUGUCUACGAUCAACGGUACGCCCUCCGUGAGGAGCUAAGCCAGUACGAGGAGCUCAGAGGAGAAGUCGACAGGCUGCGUAUUCUCUUCAGCGUAACCUUGACGUUAACGUGUUUGGCGAUCAUGGUGAUCGUCUAUCUUCUUAUCAAGACUUUUGUACGUUGCAACAAGAUAGGAAACGCGAUACAUAAUGUCUUCUCGAAAAAGUGGGUCAAGAAGGCGACUAAUAAUAACAAGGUGCAAGACGAUAUAGAAACCGGUGCGAACAACGUUAACAAACACAAUGGUCUGAAAUUGAGUAUGCCGACGAUAAGUGCGACCAUAUCUUCCUCACAGGAGACUACAAACAGCAAUGGUACACCUAACACAACGAGUACGCCCCUUUCUAGGAGACAUCCUAGCGAGGAUACCACGCUGGAUUACGCUUACGACAAUCCGGCGAUGACACCGAGCCCAGAAGCUGCACAGCUUCGGACUAAACGCGAGAGUUCCUUUUGAAGAUCCAAAUGAUCGUUCAUCAACGAUAUUAAUUCUCGAUCGAUCCUUGAUUAAACUAAACGAAGAAAAUGAAAGGAAAAGAAAAGAAGAAAAAGGACACAGUAACAUCGGCGAUCUAUUCUAUCGAUUUCCUUUUUCUUUUUUCUUUCUCUUUUCUUUUCUUUUUUUUUCUUUCAAAGACACUUUUACAUUUUUCGAUCUACAUAUUUCUCGUUCAGCUAUUUAUUGAAAAUAUUUGAAGAUGAUGCGUGGACGUAAUAUACGAUUACGUGUUUGUCGUUGCGAUCUUUUUAAAAGAGGAUAGAUAUACUCUUUUUUUUUUCUUUCUUUUCGAUUCUAACUUAUGUUUUUAAUAUUACGAGUAAAACUUAGGGAAGAGGAUAUAGGAUAUUCGUAGAUUAAGUAACGCGUUAAAUGAUGAUAGAUAAGUAGAAAGAUGGAGGAGCGACGGACGAGCGCGUUCCGUGCGUUCGCGAACCGUGCGGCUGUGUGACUUAAUAAAAUAUACAUUUUGGCGUCCAUCGGACGUCAUCGCCGGAGGAGUGCAAGCGCCCUCCUCGCGUUUAUUAGAAACAUUAUCUAGCUUUAAAUAUUAUACGUUUAAUCGAUAUUUAUUAAUUUUAGGUUCAAAUCCCUUUGAUAAUUCGUUCGAUCGCUUUAAGAAUCGUUUGAAGGAAAUAGCAAAAAAAAAAGGAUGAAAAAGAAAAAAAAAGGACAAAAAACGAAAAACAUCGACUAAAAAAAAAAAAAAAAGAGAAAAAAGAAAAAAAGAAAAGAAGAAGAACGCAAGAAAAAAAAAUCCUUAUCAGCCAUUCCGUCCAUGAAAGGCCUUACGAGCAAACGCGCACGCGCACGUUUUGCAUAGGACGACGAUUUUUGUCGACGCGAAAAACGAGGAAAAAUCCUCGGGAAUCUUAUUCAAAAACAUUGUUAUUCUCUUUAGAAAUUCUCUUUUGGAUUGUACGUGGUAUAACGCGAUCGAAAAAAUCGAUCAGACAACAACAACAAGAAGAACAACAUUAUUCUGUAUCAAUGCGUUCGCAAAUUGAUGUGAAAUUUUGAUGAAGGAUUUUUUAAGACAAAGAAAAUAAGAAGAAAAAGAAGAAAAUGAAAAAGAAAGGAAAAACAAUUCUCUCUCUCUCUCUCUCUCUUUCUCUCUCUUUCUCUCUUCAACAAAUUUAAUCAGUCCUCGUUUUUCGCGCUCGUUUUAGCGUCGGCCUUAGCGUUAAUUAAGCUAUUAUUCACGAUCAUCGCCAAGUCACGUUUAGAUAUUUAACGAGAUUAGAUGAAAAGAAAAGGGAAAAAAAGAAAAAGCAAGAAAAAAAUAAUCCGCACCCAUCUGAGCGCGCACAAACAUACUUCGAAAGAUUUUAGAUAUUAAGAUGUUCAAUCAUUUGAUCGGUUCUUUCUCGAACGAUCAACGUCUUCCAGAAACGAAGAUAUUACUUUGCCCAUGGCAGCUCAUAAUCUAUUAUAUCGAUAGAUUACAUAAGUUCACCCAUAUAUAUAUAUAUAUAUAUAUAUAUAUAUAUAUAUAUAUAUGUAUGUAUGUAUGUAUGUAUUUACCGAUCUUUCAUCCUUCUUAAUCAACAACCGUUACUUCACGUUCCUUCGGAAAUCUAUCCAAAGUACUAUUUAAGUUAUUUUAAGAUAGCGCUCUUCCGACCAUGUUUUAAUGGAAAUUCUCUUGGUUAAGGGAAGUUAUAUUUCCGUUAGCUUCUUUCCUUACCCCUUUUACAAGUUAGAAACUGAAUGAAUAUCGUUGAGAAGUAUUUACUUACUUACUUACUUACUUACUUACUUACUUACUUACUUACUUACUUAUUUAAUUCGUUCGUUCGUUCAUUCACUUUUCCAAGUAAUUUUCCUCGGUAACGAGCUUCUAAAGAAAAUUGUAUUUUAAUCACUUCGCCAUAACUCGUCUUUCGACUAAAGUUAUACGUGUGCAUAGAUAUAAAUGAUAUAAUUGUCGAUUUAGAAACAUUGUUCUUCGAUAAUCUUCUUUUCAAAUAUUUUCUUGAAAUUGUUAUAAAUAUAUAUAUUUAUAUAUAUAUAUAUAUUUUUUUUAACGUUAAUUAUAUCGUCUAAAAUCGAUUAGCGUCUCUUAUUUACUAAUAAACGGAAUAUUAAAAAUAAUCGAGUUAUGCGACCAAACGAUAUGGUCAUCCUUUCGAUUAUAUUUUAUUUAUCAUAUCUUAUAAAUUAAUCUUAUUAUCUAAAUAUAUCGAAACAUUUGAAUAAUCGUUUUUAAAACAUAGUUAAAUACUUACAUAAAUGGAGAUUGUGUUAUAUGGAAGAGCAAUAAUUAAAAAAUUGUAUAGUAGAUCGUAAGAAUAUUAGAAAGUAGAAUUAGGAUAUCAUCGUUAUCGUUUAGAUCGAAUUUUUAUCUCUCUUAAUGCAUUUCUAAUUGGUUAAUUAAUCUUUCUCUCUCUUUACUCUUAGCGUAACAAACGAGCAAUAUAUGUUAUAACACAUAUCGUUUGCAUUUGGAAGAAAGAAAAAAAGAAUAGUAACGAUUGUUAAAUUACUUUUAACUUAAGAACGUUCUACACUCUUAAGGAUCGUAUCGUAAGAAUAUAAGAUAAUGAAAAUUUCGUCGAACAUUAAAAUUAUAUAAAAAAAAAUUAUAU
Vespula pensylvanica (western yellowjacket) is the source of this 4251-nucleotide messenger RNA. Its product is annotated as protein grindelwald. The transcript is spliced from 5 exons. Bases 908 to 1621 code for a protein of 237 amino acids. The record is from RefSeq and is a predicted model, not a curated record. Lineage: Eukaryota; Metazoa; Arthropoda; Insecta; Hymenoptera; Vespidae.